Trichomycterus rosablanca is the source of this 1878-nucleotide messenger RNA. It is a transcript of the gene syt13, whose product is annotated as synaptotagmin XIII. Lineage: Eukaryota; Metazoa; Chordata; Actinopteri; Siluriformes; Trichomycteridae. The record is from RefSeq and is a predicted model, not a curated record. Gene Ontology annotation, cellular component: axon; plasma membrane; synapse. Gene Ontology annotation, biological process: regulation of dopamine secretion; calcium ion-regulated exocytosis of neurotransmitter; regulation of calcium ion-dependent exocytosis. Bases 90 to 1352 code for a protein of 420 amino acids. The transcript has 8 exons. Gene Ontology annotation, molecular function: phosphatidylserine binding; SNARE binding; calcium ion binding.
CAUCGGCUCUGCCGGAACCGCUCACCUGACCAGAUCUCUCAAAUCGAGAAACGACAGGAUCAGUAACAGCGGGUCGGAAGGGCAGAAGGAUGUUCGUUUCAGUGGCGGCGGUUCUGGGAGCGACUCUGGGAACGGUGUCUGGGGCGCUCACGCUCUGUGGGCUCUCGCUGCUCUGCAGAAACUGUCAAAAGGGCAAACUUGAGAGAGCCGACAGCGAUGAGGCGGAUAAAGCAAAAGCCAGCAUCUUACACACCAUCACACAGUUCAGCGUGCAUAAAUCCACAGAGCCGAUCCAACCACAGGCACUGCAGAACUUCCCCAAAAUCUGCAACCCUAAAUCGUCCAUCACAUCACCUGAGGUUAUAAACUACAGUAAGCAGAGCCCGACCACCGAACGGACUCCCGCCGAACCUCAAGUCUGUAAUCAAGCGAAGGAGGAAAACAAGGAGGUCGAUGCACUCACGCAGCAAGAUUCUGCAGCUGAGACACCCUGCACGACUGAGCAGUUUAAAAAAAGCCGCUCUAGUAUACAGCCAAAACUGCACUUCUCUCUCUACCUGCACAGAGAAAGCAGAGAGCUUCACAUCACCAUCAUAGAAGCGGAACAUGUGAGCACAGAAGCUGGCUGCGAAGGCUACGUCUCAGGGUGUGUGAGCGUAUCCGAGGAGCAAAAGCAUGCCCAGACCGCAGCACGCAAGCUGGCAUCGAGAGUUCAGUGGGGAGAGGAGCUUGUGUUCGCCCUGCCCAGCGGGUGUAACACAGAGAGUACAGAGACCACGGAGGGAGAGGUGGCGCUGACCUUACACGUCUGCGACCGAUUCUCCAGGAACGUCACCCUGGGAACCGUGAGGUUCAAACUAGCUGACGUGAGCAUGAUGUCAGACGCCGACUGCUGGGUCAACCUGCAGCCACCCAAGCAGGUGGAAGUGGCAUCAUCGACAGGCGAACUGUUGCUGUCACUAAGCUAUCUGCCGGCAGCAAACAGACUGGGAGUGGUGGUAAUGAAGGCUCGAGGACUGCAAUCAGACAAACUCAAAGAGACCAUAGACCUGUCUGUAAAGUUGACGCUGAAGCACCAGAACACCAAGCUGAAGAAAAAGCAGACUCGGCGCGUCAAACACAAGAUCAACCCGGUGUGGAACGAGAUGAUGAUGCUGGAGCUCCCAAGGGAGCUACUGACCAAGUCCAGCUUAUACCUUGAGGUGCUAAACCAAGCCAAUCCUGGCGCGUUGCUCACGCUCGGGCAAUGCCAGCUCAGCCUCAACGUCUCCGGCACCGGCCUUCAGCACUGGCAACAGAUGCUGGAUAAUCCACGCAAGCAGAUCGCCAUGUGGCAUCCUCUGCAUGCCUGAAUGAUAGCUAAACUCUGAAUGCACUCUGAAUGGAUCAUCAUCAUCCUUCUUCAUUUCCUGCCAAGAGAUUAGACAUCACCAACAGACCUGAGGUAGACCUGAUCUGAUGUAGAUAAGGGCCAUUCCAGCGAAUGGAUGCCAUUUCCGUGUAGUAAACUUCCUGACUGAUUUAUUUUCGUUAUAUUUCAUUGUAAAGUGUCGUGUUAGAGAGUGGGGACUUGAAAAAAUACUAUUUUUAUGAAUGUUUUAAAUUAUAUAUCCUAAAUUUGCAGUUAGAUCAAUGUGCAGGACACUUUACUCAAUGAAAAAUGCAUUUUAAAGUUCAUUUUCAUAUACAUUUAUACAUAUAAUGUCCUGGGGACAGAAAUUGCACCAAUUCGUCGGAAUGGCCCAUAUGCAAAGACCUGGGUGGCUGUAGCUGGUUUAUUUACGUAAUCUACUAACCUAGUGCAAUAACAACAAUAGAAAUCAGGUCAAUUUAAAAAAUGGUAAACAAAAUAAAACACUGUGCUGACGUGAAUGUGAA